AUGGUCAAGCUCCAGAAAUUCGCUAUGAGCUGGAUGCUCAAAUUGGUUGGGAAAUAUCGUUCCCGGAGGUCGCUUUGGUUGAGCGGCUGUUCAGCUUGGAGAUCCUCGUUGGACCUCAGCUCCGACAACGUCCAAACCCUGGACUGGCUCAUCGCCCUGUUCAACCUCCAGUUCAAAGACGACCGGUUCCUGGCCCGGACCGCUGGGGUUACGUUCCGCAACCCCAGCGCCAGAACAGGUCGAGCGGGCAAAAAGGGCACCGCCAUCACGCUUUUCACAACCGACAAUGUCAAGCAAGCUCGUGACCUCGUUUCCGCUCUGCAGGAGUCGAAACAAAGUAUCGAUCCUCGUCUUGCAGAAAUGGCUCGCUAUUCGGGAGGCGGUGGCGGUGGUGGCCGUUAA
Fonsecaea erecta is the source of this 402-nucleotide messenger RNA. RefSeq lists its product as hypothetical. The record is from RefSeq and is a predicted model, not a curated record. NCBI's taxonomy places the organism in Eukaryota, Fungi, Ascomycota, Eurotiomycetes, Chaetothyriales, Herpotrichiellaceae. The transcript is spliced from 2 exons. Bases 1 to 402 code for a protein of 133 amino acids.